Molecule: messenger RNA, 2389 nt
Organism: Lagopus leucura (white-tailed ptarmigan)
Lineage: Eukaryota; Metazoa; Chordata; Aves; Galliformes; Phasianidae
Gene: EXOC7
Product: exocyst complex component 7
Exons: 21
Coding region: 106-2241 (711 amino acids)
Biological process (GO): exocytosis
Cellular component (GO): exocyst
Molecular function (GO): phosphatidylinositol-4,5-bisphosphate binding
Source: RefSeq, a predicted model, not a curated record
CGUCCCUUGCCGCUCCCAAGAUGGCGCCGUGGCGGUGACCGGCCGGAAGCGGGCUGUGCAAGCGGGGUUCCUCUGUGGAGCUCGGCCGCGGCGCUCCGCGGCACGAUGAUCCCCACCGAGGAGAUGUCGGCCCGCAGGAGGGAGAUCGAGGACAAGCUGAAGCAGGAAGAAGAAACUCUGUCCUUUAUCAAAGAGAGUCUUGAGAAGAGCGACCAGCUCACAAAGAACAUGGUUUCUAUCCUUUCCUCCUUUGAAAGUCGUUUGAUGAAGCUGGAGAACUCGAUCAUCCCUGUCCAUAAACAGACAGAGAAUCUACAGCGCUUGCAGGAGAACGUGGAGAAAACCUUGUCCUGCUUGGAUCACGUCAUCAGUUACUACCAUGUGGCUAAGGACACAGAGAAGAUCAUAAAGGAAGGCCCCACUGGGAGGCUGGAGGAGUACUUGAAUUGCAUGGACAAAAUCCAGAAAGCAGUGGAAUACUUCCAGGACAACAAUCCAGACAGCCCGGAGCUGAACCGUGUGAAAUCCCUCUUUGAGAGGGGAAAGGAGUCCUUGGAAUCAGAGUUCCGCAGCUUGAUGACACGGCACACCAAACCUGUCCCACCCAUCCUCAUCCUGGACCUGAUCAGUGGGGAAGAUGAAAUGGACACGCAGGAGGAGAUGUCACUGGAGCACCUCCCAGAGAGCGUCCUGCACGACGUCAUCCGCAUUUCUGGCUGGCUGGUGGAAAAUGGCAGGAAUCAAGAUUUCAUGACAGUGUACUUCCAAAUCCGUUCAGUCCAGCUCGACCGCUCCAUCAAGGGGCUGAAAGACCACUUCCGUAAGAACAGCUCUUCUACAGGGGUCCCCUAUUCCCCUGCCAUCCAGAACAAAAGGAAGGACACUCCCACCAAAAAGCCAAUCAAGAGACCAGUGCUCAUCCCAGGCACGAUCCGUAAGGCUCAGAACCUUCUGAAACAGUACUCUCAGCAUGGUCUAGAUGGGAAAAAGGGGGCCUCUAACCUCAUUCCUAUGGAAGGUCAUGAGCAUGACUUACGAGUUAAACACCUUUCCGAUACCCUGAGCGACAAGCAUGGGCCGGUUGCUGGGAGGGAUGAUGUGUUCGACAUCGAGAUCGAUGCGUAUAUUCACUGUGUGAGUGCCUUUGUCAAACUGGCCCAGAGUGAGUACCAGCUCCUGACAGAAAUCGUCCCAGAGCACCACCAGAAGAAGACUUUUGAUUCCCUCAUCCAGGAGUCAUUAGAUAACUUGAUCAUGGAGGGCGAUAACAUUGUCUCAGCAGCCCGGAAAGCCAUCAUCCGACACGACUAUUCAGCUGUGCUCACCAUCUUCCCCAUCCUCAAGCACCUGAAGCAGAUGAAGCCAGAAUUUGACCAGGUCUUGCAGGGAACUGCAGCAGGCACAAAGAACAAACUGCCAGGGCUGAUCACUUCCAUGGAGACAACUGGUGCGAAGGCACUGGAAGAGUUUGCUGACAACAUUAAGAAUGAUCCAGACAAGGAAUAUAACAUGCCAAAAGAUGGGACAGUUCACGAACUCACCAGCAACGCCAUCCUUUUCCUACAGCAAUUGUUGGAUUUCCAGGAGACAGCAGGUGCCAUGCUGGCAUCUCAAGAGACCAGCUCUUCAGCUAGUAGUUACAGUUCGGAGUUCAGCAGGCGGCUGCUGAGUACCUACAUCUGCAAAGUGCUGGGCAACUUGCAGCUUAACCUUCUUAGUAAAUCCAAGGUUUAUGAAGACCCAGCUUUGAGUGCCAUUUUUCUGCACAACAACUACAACUACAUUCUGAAAUCUCUGGAGAAGUCUGAGCUGAUCCAGUUGGUAGCUGUGACACAGAAGACAGCUGAGAGAUCUUACAGGGAGCUCAUUGAACAGCAGAUCCAGACCUACCAGCGCAGCUGGUUAAAGGUGACUGAUUACAUCUCAGAGAGAAAUCUGCCUGUCUUUCAACCAGGAGUGAAGCUCAAGGAUAAGGAGAGGCAGAUGAUCAAGGAGCGCUUUAAGGGCUUUAAUGAUGGGCUGGAGGAGCUGUGCAAGAUCCAGAAAGCCUGGGCAAUCCCAGACGUGGAGCAACGGGACAAAAUUCGGCGGGCACAGAAAACCAUUGUGAAAGAGUCCUAUGGUGCCUUCCUGAGCAGGUAUAGCAAUGUGCCCUUCACCAAGAACCCUGAGAAGUACAUCAAAUACCAGGUCGACCAGGUGGGAGAGAUGAUUGAAAAGCUGUUUGACACAUCAGCAUAAACCCACAACUUGUACUCUUCAGCUGCCAAGUACAAGUCAGUGCUCUUUCAGCAACCUUUGUGACUCCCUUCCCCUCUCCCCUGCCCCAUUGUUGUGGGCAGGGUGUUAUACUUGUAUUUAUCAGAUUUAUAAAGCUGUGGACACACAA